AUGCCGGUAUAUGCCAUGUCGUGUUUUAAGCUUCCCAAAGCAACUUGUGAUAAUCUGAGAAGUGCAAUGGCUGGUGGAGUGCAGUGGAACACAAAAGGAAGAUUCACUAGUGGUGAUUAUACAGUAAAGUCGGGUUUUUGGCUGGCCUCAGUGGUGAACAAGAAAUCGGUGAGGGAAGAGGCAGGUGCCUUACCCUCUAUCAACAGUCUCAAACAGAGGGUCUGGACGCUAAAAACCACUCCACAGAUCCAGAAUUUCCUGUGGAAAGUACUUAGUGGAGCAGUAGCGGUCGCUGAUAAGCUCAAGGAGAGAGGGAUGAUAGUCGACUGUAUUUGCCAAGCCUGUGGAUUACCGGGUGAAUCGAUUAACCAUGUUCUCUUUUCAUGCUCCAUCUCAAGGCAAAUUUGGGCGAUGAGUGACUUCCCGGUUCCUGAAAAAGGUUUUGGUGAUUCGAUCUUUGAAAACAUUCACUACUUGAUGAGCCAGUGCCAAAAUGAGAGAAUCUAUAAAGAGAUCAAGAAACGUUUUCCUUGGGUCUUAUGGUUUAUCUGGAAGAACAGGAAUUUUCUUUUGUUUGAAAACAAAACCCUUGAUGCUAGACAAAUUAUGGGAAAGAUUAUAGAGGAGGUGGACUUAUGGUAUCUUGCGCAGGAAGUGGAGAAAGAAGAAGAGGAUCGUCAAUCUGGUCCUCUGACAAAGCUUGCGAAGAAAUGGAGACCACCUCCAAAGCCUUGGUUGAAAUGUAAUGUUGGCAGUGUUUGGUCCGAGGCUCAACAAAGAGGAGGUAUGGCAUGGGUACUGAGAGAUGAAGUCGGGGAGGUCCUGUUACAUAGUAGAAGAGUUGGGGUUGGUUUAAAGUCAAAAUCAGAGUGUAGCUUUGAGUGUUUGACGUGGGCGGCGGAAAGUUUGUUCAGUCAUGGAGUGAGGAAUGUGGUUUUUGCAUCGGAAGACUCAGAUCUUGUGCAAGCGUUGAAGAGACCCAUUGCUUGGCCUUCGUUCAGGUUGCAAACGUCGGAUCUAUAUCAUGUGUUGACGAAGUUGUGUUCUUGGAGAAUAGAGCAGGAAGUAAGAUGCACUAACAGAGGGGCUUUUCUGAUAGCUCGAAGUGCAAUCAAGGAAGGUCGCUUUCCGUCGUAUGUGGUGAGAGGUCAUCCUCGGUGGCUCAACUUGAUCUUCGACAAUGAGAAAGUCUUGCCCUCUGCUUGA
Microthlaspi erraticum is the source of this 1206-nucleotide messenger RNA. Lineage: Eukaryota; Viridiplantae; Streptophyta; Magnoliopsida; Brassicales; Brassicaceae. The record is from the annotation of a GenBank genome assembly.